GUAUUAGAUAGUGGUAGAAGAGAAAAAACCGUUUGAGAGCUAAGAGCUGCAAAGAGCAGGAACUCUUCACUGACAUCCACAAUGACUGUCUUUGCUGGAAAUAACAGUCACCAUUUGAUGAAACAUGCUGCAAGCAUCAUACUUGCCUUCAUCUCUCAGAUGAUUUCAGAUGUCUUCUUCAUUCUGUCGCAGGAAGGAAAUGUGCCAAACGCUCUGUUUCAGAACUCUGCCAGAAAUGUGUCUAACACCUUCUACCUGGAGGUUACUAUGGACUGGUGGUCAGAUAAUUGCUGGAUUGUGAUUGACCUGUGGUCCAAAGCGUGGCUUGUUUAUGCAGCCGUCAGUCUCUACAGGAGAAAUGCUCUUGGCCCAGAAUCCUGCAAUCCAGAAAUCCACCCUCCAAUUUUCCAUCUGAUAUGGACCGUAACCAAUGUCUUAAGAAUGUCCAGCAUGUACAUGUGGGACAAACAUUACAUCGUGGGAGCUGUGCUGCUCAGAUGGUUUCUGCCAGUCUACAGCUUCUACAUGCUUUACAUGUCCUACUCCAGUCUCAGCAAGCACAAAGCCUGGCUGGCCAUCAACAACCCUAAUGUGAUCUCGUGGACACGCUAUCUGACCCAGAACGGUUUGGCAGUGUUUGCCUGGUGGUCUCUAUUCAAUGCAUCUGUGGGUCUUGGCGUUGCACUCAAGUACAAUAGUGGAGUACCAGACCCAGUGGUUAGCACUGUUGUCCUCUCUAUCCUCUCCAUCUGCAUAGCCAUGUGGUUCAUUCUCCAGAUUCUUCUGUUACCCAUGUUCAUGGGCCACACGUUUAGCAUCUACGGCAUUCUGAUUCUAGGCCUGGGUGCCAUGUUCACCAACAGUUAUCGAGUCCGAGAUUUCUCCAUAAACACGGCUGUCUGCGGUGUUCUCAUGGUGCUGAUAACAGUCAUGAGCUUCAUCCAUUUGAUCACGUCAUGCCUGAAGACAGAGCGGAAACCUCUGGCUGAGCCUGCUCUGAAAUUCAACUUUGACUUACAGACCGUUUGUCAACUGGAGGUCAACAACAAACACAAACUUCCAAACUAACAAAAGAGUUUGUUAAUCUAUUUCACGUGAUGGCAAUUUCUCUAAAUCAAGAGGAACCCUGCAAGCUAUUAAGGAUUUUGUAUUCAGACAUUCAAGCCAUUUUACCAGGUUGUUUGAACUUCUCUGUACUCGACACCUUUCCAAGCUUUUCGCCAAAUCAGUAUAGUCAAGAAUGGGGUUUGUCCUAAAGAGCUAAGAUUUAGAAAAAGAAAAUUAUUACUAAAAUGAGUCCAAAUGUACUUGCUACAUACUUUUGAUAAUAAAAAAAACUUCACUUAUGUCUCAAAAAA
Molecule: messenger RNA, 1358 nt
Organism: Oryzias latipes (Japanese medaka)
Lineage: Eukaryota; Metazoa; Chordata; Actinopteri; Beloniformes; Adrianichthyidae
Source: RefSeq, a predicted model, not a curated record